This is a messenger RNA of Toxoplasma gondii ME49, 13935 nucleotides long. RefSeq lists its product as hypothetical. Bases 1 to 13602 code for a protein of 4533 amino acids. Lineage: Eukaryota; Apicomplexa; Conoidasida; Eucoccidiorida; Sarcocystidae. Gene Ontology annotation, biological process: regulation of transcription by RNA polymerase II. The record is from RefSeq and is a predicted model, not a curated record. The transcript is spliced from 6 exons.
AUGACGUCGCCCCCACGGCAUGCAGGGAGGCGUUCAGGCGAUCAGCCUCCUUCGUCUUCUCCUUCUUCGUCCUCACCUUCUCGCUCUUCUCCUUCUUCGUCCUCACCUUCUCGCUCUUCUCCUUCUUCGUCCUCACCUUCUCGCUCUUCUCCUUCUUCGUCGUCUGCUUUGUCUUCUUGUCCUGUCAUUUCUCAGGAACGUAGUUUUCCUCUUCAGCACCAGGCGGGAGAUCCACAGGCUCUUCAGCGUUGGCGUUCUCUCCCUGACUCCUUUAGGGCCGCUUCUCCCGCUGCGACCCUGCCUCCGUUCGCGACCGUCUCCUCGUCUGGCUCUCCUGUCUCGUCUCUGCUUUCUACGCCUGUGUCCGGCGUCUCUUGUGUAUCUUCUGUGUCUUCUACAUCUCCUGAUCCCCCUGUCUCCCCGGUCGCUUCCGUCUCUCCGCUUUCGUCUCCGCGUGGACCUUCUCUGUCUGCUGUCGCUCCCGCUUCUGUUGCUUCCUCGGCUUUGCCUUUCUCGCACCUGGCAGAUCGGGACGCGUCCGGUGUCUCGACAGCUGGGUCCCCAAAGCGAAUCCUGGAAGGUGCCGGAGCAGGCGCUCCUCUGCCUUCGCCUCACUCAACGUCUCCGGUGUCAUCUCAGUCCGCAGGUCCUGACGGCUCCCGUCUCGCCGCGACUUCUUCGCCGUGUGUCUCUCCGGGUGGAUCUCCACAGGCUCACUCUCCGGCCUCAGCUUCACUCCUUUCUCGGUCCCCUGUGUCUCGUUCUCCCGGCAGUUGUGCUGCGGCGCCUCUGCAUCCGUUCGCUUCGCCUGGGCAGGCGGCGUCUUCUCUGAAGCCGGGGACUCCUCGAGUCGCUGGAGGGGCGCGUCUCUCUCGUGACGAGCUUCUGCGUCUGCUUCUCAUCGCUCGCGAGCGAAACCUCGCUCUCCAGAAAGCGGAGCUGGGCCGUUUGGACUCGGGGGACAGUGGCAAGACAGGCCGUCUUUCCCCCGAGUCUCUCCUGCAAGGCGUCCCCUCGUCCGCUUCCUCUGUCUCCGCGCCUCUCGCCUCUCAGGCUUCCUCUCGCUCUCCUCAACUUCCGACUGAAACCUCUGACGCCGUCACCCUCACGGACGCCAUCCGUACACGCCGGGAGUUCGACCGUCUUGCGUCUGGCACCAGUGCCUCCACUCAUCUCUUGUCACUCGUCACUGAGCGUCUUGCUUUCUCUCUCACAAACGUCCAGGCCUCGUCCCCUCCGCCUGGGUCCUCUUCAACUCCAUCUUCAGCUGUCUCUUCAACUGCCUCUCAAGCGGCGUCUCCGUCUCGUGUAGCAUCUUCGCUGCGCGCGUCGCGUUUGUCUCCAGCGUCUCCACAGGUGCUGUCGCCUCAAAGGUCCCCUCGAGCUGUCUCCCUCGAGCGGCUUUCAUCGCCCUCUGUCCUGUCUGUCUCCUCAGAGAAGAAGGAUCUGGGGUGCCGGAGCGAAGCCGCGUCUAGCCGGGUGCUCCUCUCUUCUUUGACCACAGAACAGGGGAAGCCUGAAGUAUCAGUCCAGAUAGAGAUCCAGACGAACGAGCAGGCGAGAGGCGCUUCUCCGUUUUCUGGUGAACAACCGGUUCCGAGACCGACUGGAGGUCUGCAGAAGAGCGAGGAGACGCGACAGGGGAGCGCGGAGAGCGAGAGACCUGGUCGAGCAGCUCCGGCAGAGAGGAAGAACGAAGGACGCGCGACACGGACGGAGACUCAAAAGAAACCAGAGACACCCGAGGAAGAGACAGGAGUAAAAGCAGUCGACGAGGCAGAGAAGAAAAGCGUUAUGGCGACGGAAGAGACGGCCAAGGAGACCGGGGCGGAGGGAGCUCGAGAGAGUGUAGGGAAAGAGAGGGGAGAAGAGGAGAGUGAGGCGUCAGAAAAGAAGGCUCCUUUCUCGUCUGAAGACACGCAGAAUGGCGGCGCCUCAUGCUCCAUUUGCGGCCAGAGACAAGAGGCGACGGAUAAGGAAAAUCCGAUUCUUUUUUGCCGCAGCUGCCAGGUCGGGGCCCAUUUGUUCUGUCUGCCGUCGCAGCUGCUGCAACGCGCCUACGCCUCUUUCAAGAGAGAAGAACGACGCGCGCAACUCGCUUCGAAACUCCAGGAAGCGGCGGCCUCGAGGGAGGCGCCGAGCGAAGAGAAGCCUGAGGCCUCGAGGCGGGCGGAGUCUGCAAAAGGAAAUGCUGGAAGCGCCUCAGAGAGGCGAGAGAAACGGACUUCAAAUCCAGAGCAAGGCUUGACGGGAUCUGGGGACGAGCUUCAGAUGACGGAGGAUGGACUCUCGCUGUCGGAAUUCAUUUCCACGGUCUUCUCCUCCGGCACUGCUGCGCAUGCUGUGGCGAAACGAGAAUCCGAAAAUGCUCAGGCGUUUCGAGUUCGAGACAACUACCUGAAGUUCUUCGAGUGUACCGCUUGCGCGUUUUCGCAGAAAGAGCGACAGGAGGAGAAGCUGACUUCCGACCCUCUCCACAUGCCAACGGAGGCGUUUCCUCAAAGCCUGGAGGCCAGACACUCCUUCGCUCCACCCUCCGUGCUGCCCCGCUCGCUGACAAACCGCAGCCUCGGCCAACCUUCGUUGUCUUCUUCUCCUGCUGGUUCCGGUUGUCCUUUGCCAGUCGUAGUGUGUGGAGAGCGUCGGGAAGAGACUCUGCGGUGUGUUUUGUGUGGGCGGGAAGGAGGCAUUUUCGAGGAUUCUUUUCCUGACGAAGGAGGAGCAGCUUCGGUGCCUGUCCAUAGUUCUUGUGCGAUCUACACGAAGGCCCAGCUGGUGCACGACCCGGUCGCGGCUUUGCUUGAGCGAAGAGAGCGGAGAAGACAAACAAGGAAUCCUGUGAGUCCUUCGCUUCAGACGUCGUCUUUGACUCGCGAGGCCGUCGGUGUCGCCUUGGGCGAGGAGAGGGUGAGAGACAUGCGCGGGACGAUCAAAGAGGUGGAGGGAGAAGAGGAAAGAGUGGAGGCAAAGGUCGAAGACGCACGGGAUGGAAAGGAGGAGGCAGAGAAUGCGAGACCAGACACUUCGACUGCCGCCGACGCGUUGGCGAAGAACCGAGACGAGGAGUUUGUCGUCGAUCCAUCUGCUGCCUGUCCUCGGUGGCUGUCGAGAUGUCAACUGUCAGAGCUUUUGCUUCUCUCGGGUCUCAACAAUUGGUCAUGCUCUCUCUGCACCUCUGGCCUCUCAGCUCCGCGUUCUUCCGGGGAUCCUGACAAGGAGCCGUCGACGCAUGCGCUUCCUUCUUUGUCUCUCGAUGUCUCUUCCGGGGGCUCGGAGUCGACGUCAAACCCUCUCGGCGCAGAUGCGUUCAAAGAGCAAGCGGCAAACGCCGGAGACGACACCAAUCUCUCCACCGACGACCUUCUUUCUUCUCUUUCCUCGCGUCUUCCUUCGUCUUCGUCUCCUCUCUGUUCUGCGGGUGUAGGAGAGGCGUCUGCGUCGAGCUUCAGAGGCUUCCCCUUGGCCUGUGCGUAUCCCGGCUGCAAGGCCCGCGCUCAUGCGUUCUGUGCUCAACAAAAAGGAGGACUUGUCCAGGAGGUGGUACUUCUUUAUUCGCGGGAGAAGCGGCCGUCUUCUGAGGGUCGAGAGCAGAGGGCAGGCGAGUCAGAUCCGCAAGACGCCAGCGACUAUGAGCUUGAAGCGUUGUCUCGCCUGUCACGGUCCUGCAGGGCUGGCACAUCCAGCGAAAAGCGACGUGAGGUUGGAACUCGAGACGAAGAGAAUGAAGUCGAGUGCCUCUCACGCCUUGGUGAGACACUUGAGGCAACGAAAGACGGACGAUCUGUGUGUAAGGAAGACAUUUCCAGUGGCGACGACAAGGAGAACAAAAAGUCUCUCUGCAGACGAUGUUGCACGGCCUCUCCGGAUUCUUCAGCUGCUGGAAAGAAGCGGAAACACGAGGCCCGACCUUUUCAGGAGUCGCUCUUGAACCGUUCCGGCCGGCGCCUGUGGGGCGCUCACAUCUGGCGAGCUGUUCUAUGUGCGGCACACGCAGACUCGCAGUCUCUCGCGGUCGCGAGGAAGGCCGCGGUUCCGGGCCUCUGUCGCCGCCUUGUCUCCUCCUUGAAACGGCGCCUGCCAUUCGAACAGGGACCAAGGCACUUCCCGACAGACGCGGCCCCAAGCGACCUCGUCGGCGCCUCUGGGGGGCUCGGGGCGGGUCCGCGGGAGAGUGGCUGCAGAGAUGGUUUACGAGAAGAACAAGGUGCGAGAGACCGAGAGACGGGAGCCUUGAAGAGGGAGAGAGAGGCAAGGCAUGCAGCGCCCAGGAGCGCCAAGGAGGGCGCAGACCCGUCGGUCCUACAGGCGGCUUCCGGCGUGAGGCGACCGGAAGGGGACGCGCGAGCGGUGAUGGGACCAAUGGAGGCAGAAGAGACAGGCGCAGAUGACGGAGAGGGAGAGAGCCGCGGCAAAGAGACAAGGCCAGGCGGUCGUGAGGAGGAGACGACACGGACUGGGGGCUUGCCAGAGAGGAGAACCGGCGUGACGGGAGAGAACGGGUCUUCCAUGUCCCCAACGCAGCCGCUGGGUUUCUUGCCCGUGGACUCAUGGUCACCUUCUGACAGUCGAAACGGUCGCUGCCCUCAACAGUCUCCUCUUCCCUCUUCUCCGCGAUCCUCGAUGUCUCCUGCGUCUUCGCGGUCGCGCUCCCCCCAACUGCUCUGCAGCUCGCGGGCGUCAGAGAGCCCCUUCGGCUCGUCUCCCGCCCUACCUGUUCCGCCUCCCGGGCCUUCACAGUCUCCUGGGCCUUCAAAUUCUCCUGGGCCUUCAAAUUCUCCUGGGCCUUCAAAGUCUCCAGUGCCUUCACAGUCCCCGGCUUCUGCGUCUUCCCGUUCUUCGCGGGCGACGCCAGACGCAGGCGGGCCUCCUCCCGACACCGGAGCCGCGGGCAACACAAAUGUGCAUGCAGCCGCAACGCGGGGGACGACUCUGCAGUGGCAUCGCUACGAUGUGCGUUUCAAGCGUUUGGUUUUCGGCGUCUUCGCGCCUCAACUUUUGCGUCUGAUGCCUCCUGGAGAGCGCAGCAAGGCGUUGGUGGCCAGCGAGCAUCUUUGCCGUCUCCUCUUCGACACAGAGGACUCGGGCCUUCCGUCGACUUCGGCCUCUCUGCCUCCACCUGCGACGGGACUUGUGCUCCCUGCCUCGAACGCCACGACGCCGCUCCACGCUCCUCUGUCUCCUCGCGCCGGUGUGGGGUCUCUCCCCUGCCCCGCGGGGCCUGGGCCCCGAGCGCCGGAUUCGCCGGCGCUCGUCGCGCUCGACAGUCUGGAGUGUGGUGGGGUGUUUCAGGAAGAGUCGAGUUUCGCCGCGAGGCGCGAGGUGUCUCCGCAGGAUCUUGUUUCAGACACAGGCAUGGGCUGGGGCCCUGUCUCUUCUGAAGAUUUCUCCUCGGCCCUGCAGGCAGACAUGUCUUGGGUGCCGCCGUCGCCUCGACUUCGCGUCUCCGCGUCUCACACGUCGCUCUCGUCUUGCGCCAGUUGUCCCUUAGGUCUCCCUCCCGGUGCAUUUCCUACCUUUUCUUCUCUCCGCCAGGCGACAGGUCUUUCCGCACCGUCCUUGCGGGUGCAACUGCAGUGGCCUUCGGGGUUGCCUCUUGCAGAUUCCUUCGGAUUUUUCCAUGACAUUUUGCUGCCUUUCUUCGUCCGCGUUUGCGCCCGCGAGAAUGCUUGGGAAGAAGAGGACAGAAUCCCUCGCUGCGCCGUCUCCGCGCUCGCUGACACUCCCGGCUCUCCGUCGCUAAGCCCAGGCACCGAAGACGCCGCCACAGAGUCUGCGGGCUUCUCGCCCUCGGCACACUCGCCCCCUGAGUCGCCUGCUGGACGAAAGGGGCCUGGGGGGACUCCGCGGGAUGGCCUGCUCUCGCGCCGAGCGAGUCUCCAGUCGAGUUUGGAGACAGGAGACAGCGGACGCGGCCGCGGGCGUGAAGAGGCCCGAGAGAGGCGAGAGAAACCCGGUCGCGUCAGCAGCCGCCGCAGCAGCGGGGGAGGCCUUUCGCUUGGGGACGAAGGCCCGAAGGCGAGCGACCGUGCAGGAGAGGGCGCCGGGAAGACGCUUUGUCUCUCCACGACCGCCGGACGAACCGGAGCCCGACGGCGCGCGCGGAAGGGGACACCCGGAGGCUGGGCGGGGGCCGACGAGACUCGAGACAGGGAGGAUGUAGGGAGUUUGUCUGCGGCUUCUUCUCCGUCUUCGUCGUUUGAAUGUCGGAGAGGGCGCGCUUCGGCGACGCCAAGCGGCGCAGAGGGUGAGGGGCCUGCGGGGGGGCGAGAAGGCGACACAGAGGCCCCAGGCCCGAAGCCGAGAGGGGACGGGGGACAGUUCCCAGCGCCUUCGAAAGAGGCUCAAGACUCUGGCGCCGCUUCUCUCUCUGAGAAGCAGGGCGACGAAGGGGGGAUUGUGGAAGUGGAGACGUCCGACAGUCUUGGCGCGUCUCUCGGCUUGGGCGAGGAAGACGAACCGCGGCCGAAGAAGCUGAAGACGAGUGUUUUGACGUUGUUUGACUUUGGAGGCGUCCAGGCGUACGCUUCCUUGAACGUUCGGCGCGAAUCUAGCGAGGAGGCCGCAAGAAAGCGACGAGAAGAACGCAAGCUCAUUCAGCACUACCGAGCGUCGCUGCCUCUCCUCGGGUCCGCCUCCCUGCCGGGUCUUCUCCCCUCGGUCUGUUCGGCGGCCGCGAGCGGGACAGAGAAGGGGAAAAACGCGUCUGCGGGGGGCCCUGCCCUCUCGCCCGCUGCGCUCUCGUCUCAGGUGGAGAAGCUGCUGAGCUUCUACGAGGACCUUCUGCGAACCGAGGAAGAGGAUGAAGCAGCCGAGGGCGAACGCCCUUGCGAGGACGCGCUAAACGAACAAAACGCAGACGGGGAGCUGGGGAGAGGCACGACACUGGUCGGAGAGACCGAACCGGGUGAAGGCCCCUCAGAAUAUCCCGGAAACAGCGAUGACAGAGACAGCGAGAGCAGUCGACACAAAAUCAAAGAGACAGUCACUCUCGACGACGUCCUGCCUCUCGCGCCCUACCAAGCUGCCUUCCUCAAGUUCCGCCCGCUGUCUCUCUCCCUCGCGCCACGGUCUGCCGCCUCCGCGCGUCCGUCGUCGUCUGUCUCGGCGCACGCGGUGUCUCCUUUGGUCCUGCCAAUCGCGCGCCUGCCGGGUCUGCAAUUCGCAACUCAAGGUGUCUCCUCGCCCCGGGCUUGUGCUCUGACAGUCGACUUCGAAAGCUUCCACAGCACCCUUGCGGUGUGGCGAGAGCAUGGGCGACUGAAGGAGACCCAGGAAGAGAAGGAGAAUGCAGUCCACUGCUCACAGCUUGCCCAGGCAGACAGCCGAGAAACGCAUUUCGCGACUCCUCAGGAAAGCCAAAUGGCGUCGGAAAACCCAGGGGACAUUCCCCGAGAUCGCCCAGACGUUCGUACCGAUUCGUCUCCAGUUCCUUCGUCUGGUUCGCCUUCUUCCUCGGCGGACCACGAGACAGAAGCCGCCGCUGGCUGUGACUCUGCGGACGGACUGGACGAGAGAGGCGCCUUCCCGGGGUCUGGCCUGUUUGUGCCUGGAGCUUCGACGCGACUCGAGCAGCGACUUGCUUCAUCCAAGGGCGGGCCAUGGCCUUCAGCUUCGGCUUCUGCGAAGAACAGGUUCGGGUCUCUUUCUCUCGUGACGUCUGGCAACAUGUGUGUUCUUCCUCCGUCUUCCGCUGCUGCUGCGGCGCUCGCGGGUGCCGCAGUGCUCAGAGAGUUCGACGCCUCAUUCGGACCUUCUGCCUUUCCCUCGUACACCUUCGCUGCCUCGUCGCGGUCCCUCUUCGGGUCCCGAGGCGCCCACGAAGGGGCGAGGUUGACCUUCGCCGCGGACCUCUUCAACAAGCGCAUCACGCGCCUCGCAUGCGGCAUGAGCGAACGGCUCCGCCGAGAGUUCCUCGCGGGGAACUCUGGGGCUCUGCGGGCUUGGAAACCCGGGACCGACUUGUCUCCUCACGAGGUCCAUGAAGAGGAUGAAACUCUUCUGGUUGAGUGCAACUACGUUGCGACGUUCGUGGCCGCCGCUCUGUUGGAAAGACAACUGUCGUCGCACAGAGAGGUGCUUCUGGACAGACUCGAAAAAGAGGUUUUGUACAGUCCAGCUCGCGUCUCGGACCGUGUCGAAGAACAACAGCUGAUCCUUAGGCGCUACUUCAGUCGUCUCAGAUGGUCCGCUCUGAUCGACGCCGUCCGCAGAGGGUACCGGGACUACUGUGGCGCCUCGUGCCAAGGUUUGUGCUGUCUCGCCUGCUCGGCCACUCUGCGUCUCUCCCGGAUUCGGCAAGAAGAGCUACAAAGCCCCCACGGUCCCAAAGGGGGCCUCUGGCCGGGCCUCCAAACCACGCGUGCAGGGGAGCUCUGGGGCGCUCAGGGCCGGGGACUGCUGGAGGCGCGCCCAGGCUCGAGAGAGGCUGCACCUCGCACCGCGAAGGAGAAACUUGCAUUUCCGAGUCCUUGUGGAAGAAGGCCCUGUUCAGUCGUCUGCGGCGGGGCUGCUCCCGGGGCUUCUGGCCCCACAGGAGACGCUGACAGCGGCAGGUGCCGGAACGGUGGAAGACCCCAGACAGCGUCCUGGGGACGGAGCCGCGAAGGUGAGAAGAGCGAGCGCGAGGACGAAAGCAGCGCGACGGGACGAGAGGGCGAGAAGGCUCGGUCGCCAGCAGACGCGCCCCUGUCUUCGGUCUGUUCGGUGUGUUGGACCUCGACUCAGGAUCACAUCAACCGUCUUCUGCACUGCACAUGCUGUAAGGUGACCGUCCACAGGUACUGCUAUGCAGUCUGUUGUUCGCCGCUGACGCAGGCUUCGCCGCGCGCUGGCGCCGCAGCCGCCAUCGCAGCCACGUUCGGGACUGCAGACGCCGCCCAGCAGGCCCGCGAGGGUGCGGGUUCGGGGCCCACACCCCUCGGGGGAGGUCCCCACACUGUCUCCGGUGUGCCCUUUCAGGGCGCGUUCCCGCAACGCGGAGCCGCGCCGGCGCCGAACGUGGUGGCCGCGUCAAUCGCGGCGGGUGGCGGCGACGACUGGCUGUGCUCUCGGUGCGAGAAGGAGAGGCGACUCUUUGGGCUCCAGCAGCAGAGACAGAACUUUGUCUGCGCCUCCACGGUGUGCUGCAUCUGCGGCCGAGCGGGGGGAGCGCUGAAGUCAGCCGUGUUCUUCGAGAGAAUUCGCCCACGGAGGCUGCGGACGGCUGAAGCCGAGAGAACCGGCGACGCGGGCCUCGCCCAAGAAGGAGACACCCGAGAUGGCGCAGAGGGCAGCGACGACGAGCAGCGCGGGACCCGCGUUCGUAAGGCGGGGGAUCGCGAAGAGAGAGAAUCCGAACACGAAGAUGAGCGCCGGAAAGGCGAGAAGAAGCGCCGGGGAAGUGCAGGGAGCGCGAGUGGGCGAGGGCCGAAACCGAGGGAGAAGAAGGAGGAUAGGCGAGGUUCGACAGCCGCCUCGAGUCAGAAACUGGCCUCCUCAGGUGGCUCUGAUUCUCGCCGAAACGGAGAAGACCAGCUCACCGGUGCGAUGGAAGGUCAGAAGGCAUGUGCUCGCGGGAGUUCGCAAUACAUGCACGGGAAGGGAUUCUUCGAGAGCGUUGUGUCGACCUCUGCGUCGCCCGCCUCAACGUCCAGCCUCCCCACGAGAGGACGAAGCCAGCGUUCCAGGGUCCAUGCGAGGCCUGAGGACUGGCGCCGCGUCGACCGCGGAGACAUGGUCCACGUCAUGUGUGCUCUCUGGAUGAUGCCGUACACGCGGUGCCUAGACACAGAGUGCCUCGAGCCUUGGGAUCUGUCGGGGCUCCGCCGCCAAAAGAGGCGUGAAGCCGCUCGCUUCAGCCGGCGCCGUCUCGGCGUGUGGCGGCGGAGACACUCGGGAGGCCCGCGCGAGAGACCCGACGCAGGCUCGCAGUCGGAGCAGAGUGGAGACACAAAACGCAAACGGGCGGAUUCGUGGGAAGCGUCUGACGCGUUUUCAGAGGGCACAGGGUCCCCUCUUGCAGCGAAAAUGUGGAGCGACGUUGCUUUGCAGACUCCUGAUGGUGGCCGAGACAGUGCGAAGAGGCUGAGAACGACUGUCUCCUUGCCGGGGCGAAAGCGCGGGGGCGACGAUAGCUUAAAGGCCCCCGAAGCUGCCCCCAACGUGCAUGUCCCUCCUGACACUCUGGCAGUCGUGGAGACCGUGACCGAACCCUCGCAGACUCGGUGUUCUGCCUCCGCUCUUGCUCUGGAUCCUGACCUGAGCAUGUCGAUGUGCCUUGUCUCGAGUUCGUCGCCAGGAACCUCCGGUUCCACCCCGGAUGCGCUGUUCACGCCUCUUCCCGAUAGCCCCAGCUGUAUCGUCUGUGGGAUGAGUGACGGUUUCCUCAAGCGCUGCGCCUGUCGCUCGUGUCUCUCCGGUUUCUUCCAUCCUCUCUGUGCAUGGCUGAAUGCGUUUCCGGUCUCCACCGUUCUCGCCGCGUCGCCGCGCAUGCAGAGCCUUCGCCUGUGGGCUGACCGCAGGCUCUGCAUGCGUGGCGACGCGAGCGCGACGGAGACAGCGUGGAGCCACGGUGAGGGCGGUGGGGAAGGCGACGACGCAUUUCGUGGAUUCGAUGACCGCUUCGAACAUUCGGGUGACGUCUCGCCUCCGGAUUCGUCUGAAGAGGAAGAAGAAGAAAUUGCCUGGGCAUCUUCUUCUCUCUCCGCGGCGGCUCUCGUGCUCUCGGCCUCUCAAGAGGAAGGAAGCGACGUCGACAGGCUCUCAGACCUUCUUCCGGAGCGGCCUGCGGCGCUCGUGUCUUCGGGUGGCGAUGCGACGAGCCUUGACCUUGCAGGCGAGGCGUCGCCCUCGAGGAGAAAUGGAAAGGAAGCGGAGACACAGAGCUGGCCUCCAGCAGGCUUCCGUGGAGUGGGGAGUCCCGGGGCGCAGCGCGCAGGCCCCGCGACGCAAGACUCGCGACGAAGAGGAGAACGAAAAACGGCUCGCUGGGGACCUCUCUGGGAAGACUUUCUCAUGAAGCGUCUCGUCGUCCACGUUUGGUGCCCACAACACGCCCACCUCGCCCCUCACGCGAGGGCAAGGAACCAAAUGGAACAGAUGCACUACCGUCUUUCGCGGCUUUCUCUGUCCCAGCCUGAGGGUUUCGCGUAUCGAUCGAUGUUGGAAUGUGCGCCGAACUCAGGCGCCUUCUUGAGUGUCGGAGACGCUUCCCUGCCGAGUCUCCCCUUCUCCGAGACGAACAGCUUCUUCCCUCCGGGCCUCGGGUCUCCACUGCAUGGUCUCCCGGGGGGCGAGGUCGAGGCCUCGCUGGGGACCCCACACGCGGAUCCUCAGGCAGGUGGUCUCCAGGGCAGCGUUGGAGCCGGGAGUAUGGGGAAAAAUCUCGGGGGCGCAUGCAAGAAGCGCCGGAAGCCGGGAAGCUCGCUCCCUGCAGCCUUUUCAAAUUUCGGUCUCGAUGUCAGCCUCGCACCCUGGCACCCGGCAGCUCCCGCGCGCGUCGCUCUGCAGUCUGGCGCUCUUCUGGAUAAUAGUGGCGAGCUCGCCGGAGCCCAGACGCCGGCUCUGUCGGGAGUCGCGCCGCUGGUGCCCUUUGGAGGCGACGCCGAACGUCCUGACGGGUCUGCACACCUGGGAGGCGGAGACGACCGGGGAGACAGGGUCGCACACGGUGAGGCCUUUCGGCUUGGGGAGGCGGCGGACGGCUUUGUGGGGCGUAUCGAGGAGACAGACGGGGCGCUAGGACCUCGAGGAGUGGACGCGGCUUCUGCGUGGGUGGAAGGAAGCGGGGCAGAUUACUUGCUCCGAGAAGGAACUGACCACGAAGGAACAAACGAAAGUGAAGACAGCGACCCUCUGCCUCCAGAUCGGUACCCCGCGGGUGUCUGCGCGAUUUGUCUCGAGCGCGACGCGUCCGGCAGUCGUGCUCCAGGAUCACCGGAUCAUAGCAGGAAGGAAGAGGGGCACUGCGAAGACGGAGAAAAGGAAAACAAUGUAUCUUUUUCCGCAGAGGGAAGUGAGGAGAGCCUUGUUCUUUCGCGCCUUGAAAAGACCUCAAAAAGGAGACAAAGGGCCUUGUUCUCUUGCCGCGGAUGUGGGGUCUGCGUGCACCGCGCGUGCUACGGGGGACGAGGCUUCCGUUUUUCCCUCAGAGAGAGGAAAAGUGGAACGCAUGCAGACGGCGCAUGUCUCUCGCCUCUUGGAGUCACAUCACUGUGCACAAAUUCUUCUCCCUGUGAGAACAAAGGAACAGAAGGCGACGCGCUUCCUGUUGCGGAUGUCGAGGAGUCAAUGAAAGGCAAACGGAGGAAGGAAAGAGGAGACACCACGACGCAGAGUCAGCGAAAGAACGAGAGUCGGCGAGCCGAGAAAGAUCGAAAACGACGCGAGACUGCCGACCUCGCCGUCGCCGGAACUUUCCUCUGCGAUGUGUGUGCAUGGGGAUCGAAUCCUCGAGAGGUCUCCUGUCUCCUCUGUCCCCGUCGUGGGGGCGCCUUGAAGGCUGUGCAGCCCCUGGACUCUGCCGCGGCCUGGCGCCGCUCUCUUCGCUCUUCUUCUGCCUUUCUCGGGUGCUGGUCUCGCCCGCUGUAUGUACACAUGUUUUGCGCGUUGCUUUCUCCGUUUCCACCCGUGAAGAUCGCGAGAAACCAGGAACUGUCUCCGGUGUGGGGUGUGGAUCUUCUAGCGGCGGCGCUAAAGGCCCGAACAGACGUCGUCCUUUCCGCGCUCGCUGCGGAUGCAGGGAAACGCCAAACGCAUGCAGGGCCGACGAAGCUGGAGGGUGCGAGAAAAGAGGCGCUCUCUGGGGUGGCUCUCUGCGGGGUCAGAGCCGGCCAGGAGCCAGUUAAGGCGGAGGAGCGAGUGGGCGUAGCGAAGAGAGAAGAAAACGCUGCUCGGGUGAAGCGUGAAGCCUCAACCGCGAGCGGCGCCGAGCGGAAGCAGGCGGCUGAGCAGUCUGCACUGUCAAGAGACGAAGCGACGGAAGAAAUGCUUCGAAAACUAGGACAAAUUUGUGCGUUCUGUGGACGCGUUGGGGGCCUGUUGCUUCAGUGCGCCUUCAGACAUCCCGGUCGACCGCACACGAGUCGAGAAUGCAUUUCAUCCUCCGUCGGGAGGCGACACCCUCAGUGCAUACCUCACGAGUUGCGGUUCGAACAGCGCGAAACAGGGAAGGAGGAAAGUGACUGCGGAGAAGGGGGGGACAUGACAAGUUGCUGCGGGGGCCUGGAGAUUUUCGCGAGAAAAACAGAUCCUCAUCGAUGCCUCACUCGCUUCCAUCCGAUCUGCGCGUACCAACGAGGCAUCCAUGUCUCCUGGUGUGCCGCUGAAGACUGCAGAGCCUUCUUCUUCUGUCGGGAGCAUUCGGAACAAAUUCAGAGACUUCCACCUUCUGUCUCUCGCCUGCUUGACGUCUACCGUCUUCUCCUUCAGCAUCGCGCUCUGCUGCACGACAUGGUGCAUGUGGAGCAAGACUACACACAUCUGUUGGACAUCGAGGAAGAACUGAAGCAACAAGAAGCUCUUCAAGUUCAGCUGCUGGAUUUGUGGAGACGCCAGGAGAACCAGAAACAACUCCACGCUCAAAAAAUGCAACAGAAACCCAAGAAAAAGACGUCCUCAGUUUGACGGCAGGGCUCUUUUUACAUGCAGACAACCACAAAAAGGGCAUCUGUUUUCUCAGUUAAAACAUGCAUAUAUAUAUAUAUAUAUAUGUAUGUAUCUAUUAACUGUCUGGUUACACCUUAUGUCUGCAGCGAUGUAGAGUGUGUCUUGUGGGAGAAGAAAACAGAAUCUUUGUCGAGUGUAUGCAGCUCUCGGUUUCUCGUGCAUGCAGACACUUUGUCCUUUCUUUUUCACGCCCACUGCGGCAACACAGAAGGGUCUCUUUCAAGACUCUCAGUCCUCCCGAUGACGAGUUCUGUGAACAGAAAGGAAAUCCCUCAAACGAAACGCUUUUUA